AUGGCGAUCCUAUUCGCGCUGGUGGCGAGGGGAUCGGUGGUGCUGGCAGAGUUCACCGGAGGGGCCCUGGCCAACGCAAGCACCAUCUCCCGUCAGGUCCUGGAAAGAAUUCCCAGCGGUGAGGACAGCCAUGUUUCCUACUCCCAGGACCGCUACAUCUUCCACGUCAAGCGCACCGACGGCAUCACUGUCCUCUGCGUGGCUGACGACGCCGCCGGCCGUGAGCUCCGAUCAAACCUACCUACAUAACUCUCUCUCUCUCUCUCUCUGCUUUUGAAAUUUUGAUGCUCCAAAAUACUACUCUUUGUUCGCUAACGGUCAAUGAGGUUUUUAAUAUUCUUCCGGGGACGAGUAGCGCCUGGAUUUCGACAUUUCCUCUUUGUGAUAGCCCUCGAAUCCCCUCUUCAAUGCUAAUCGAGAUCUUUGCGGUUUACAUGUCGUCUGGGGGACGGGAAGGAUGUCUGCAUUUUCUGUUUGCUUGUCUCCUGCGGUUGAAGGAUUCCUAGAUCCUGGAUGAGCCCAUUCUUCAAGAUAUACGUAUUUAAAUCCUAUUAGUUUCGAAACUGGUUCGAAGAUUCUAGGUGACCAGGAACGUAAGAAUUUUUCGUGAAGAUUCUUUUCCGGAUAUUCCUUCUUCAAUGUGUCAAGCAGCCAGUGCUCUACAUUUCAUUCCUUUUAUUUUCGUUAUGUGUUCUAAUUGUAUCUUCCCUCAUGAUUUUGUAUUAUGGAAUUAGCGCCAACAGUAAUACAAUUCUGUGGCUUAAAAGAGAGCUUGACAUGCGUCAAUAAUUUUCCCAUGAAAAGCUUGAAGUUUUUCAUUAAUUUUACCUUAAAAAUAUAUUUUUAUCUCUUGAACCAUCGUUCGGUGUAGGAUGACUCAAUGGGAUCUUGGUGCAGCAUUUCUCUUCCUACUUCAGUGGAGUCAGAAGUGAUUGGAGUUGACUGAUUCUUAUCAGAAUAGAUUUCUACUGAUUUUUAUUAUAUAAAUGAAUCAAAGGGAUUUUAUAGGGCAAACCAUUGAUCCAUUCUUUCACGACCAUGGCGUCAUACUUGUUGGGCCACCGAAUGAAUAUAUCUUUUCUGGUCUCUCUUUUGCAGGUAGAAUCCCUUUUUCCUUUCUAGAGGACAUCCAUGCAAGGUUUGUAAAGACAUACGGCCGUGCUUGCCACACUGCACCUGCCUAUGGGAUGAAUGAUGAAUUUUCUCGGAUUCUUAGUCAACAAAUGGACUACUACUCAAAUGACCCAAAUGCAGACAGGAUGAAUCGCCUCAGAGGUGAAAUGAACCAGGUAAUCGAUUACCUUGUUGUUGUCAUUGCUAAAAAAAUUAUUGAAGGUAAUUGUACUAGAUGAAGAAAAGCAAAACCCCCAAAGUGAAUUCUUAAUGGGUUAUUACUUGAAACCAUGCCUGUAGUAAUAAGAAAAGAAUGCAUUGGUGUUUACUAAUGUGAAAAAUAACCAUACUUUAAAUCAUUAGUUCUUCUUGAAGUUGCAAACGUUGAAGUGAGCACACCGGAGCCAAGCUAAGCCAUAAUUGUGGCUAGUUUAUUCAGACUGAAGUAUUCGUAGAAUCCAUGCCAUAUUGUGUGUUACUUAUACUUUCUCCCACGAUAGAGGGAGAGAUGAGAAAUGUUAAAGGAACUGGAGCAUAAAGCAAAAACUGACAAAAAUAAGGAGGUGGACUCAUAUUGGGAUGGUUGGUAGGUAAAAUUUAGGUUGGUUUAUUAACUUGUCUUCUUAAUGUGGUUGGUUCAUCUUCUCUCAAAAUAUUGUUUGAGAUGUUCCACUUGACAUGGGGGCUUCACAAGCCCUUAAUCGACCAGUUUGUUGAACAUUCGUCAUGAAACUUUGUUAAUUACUGAUUUUAGUUGACAUGGAAUUUCAGCAAGUAAAUUUAAUUUACUUGAAAGACAACUUUAUAAUCUGGAAAAAAAAUCUACGUGAAGGUCAUUAUAUUCAUUGAGGCACUAAAUUUUGAGUGGGACAUUUUUUCCGUAGCGUAUACCAAUGUGUAGUAUUGCAGAGGAUGAAAGACAGAGCCAGGGUAGGAUAAAGUUAUCAUGGAAUUUGAUCAGUUUGACCAAUGGUUACAUCAUGGAAUAUGUGGGCAUUGGAUUCCUUAUGCGUUUUGUGAAGGAAUCAGACUGUCCAGCUAAAACCUGAUUGGGUAUAAGUGUACUCUCUUCUAUUUAAACCAGUGGAUUUCGUUCUCAGAAUCAAUCAGACACUUGACCCCUAAGUAGGAAUAUACAGAAUUAUGCAAGUUUGGUACGAAUUUUUUUUUUAGUUGAACCUAAUUACCCAUUUUACUCUCUUUUAGAAGCAAUAGGAUUUAUCUCAUUAAUGACUCGUCACUCUAUUAUUUCUUUUUAUAUUUAUUUUUCAUUCUCUUACCUUGUUAUCUUGCUCUGAUGUGUUCACUCUUGAUAUGUGCUUAUUUCACUCCUUUUUCUCUUUUUAUGCAAGGCACAAUUAUCUUGUUACCACUGCUCUUAGUGGGGCUGAGGCGUAUUUUUAUUCUUGUUUGGCAGUUCAGGUGUACGCCAUCACAGCAUGUGAUUUUAAUCACUGGGAAAUUUUUGAAAAAAUAUUUUCCCGCCGUUUGUAUUUAGUUCUAUAACCAAAAUUGAUCAGUUUGUGUCAUGAUGUUUCGUGGUGGUAGUUAGAAAGCUACAAUUACAAAAGAGAUGUAUCCCUACUUGAGAUUUUGUUGCAUUCGAGAUAGUUUCUGUACCCUAUAAUCUCUGUACUACUUGUGUGAGACAUGUUCUUGGUUUGACUAUACUUAUGCCUCAGAUAAUAAAGAUGUUGUUAGUCUAAUCAUUUUCUUCCUACAGUAAACUGAUUCUUCAAGAUCUAUUUUGUGAUCAAAGUAUUUCAUCUCACGUUUUCCACAGGUGCGUAAUGUGAUGGUUGAGAACAUCGACAAGGUUCUAGAAAGAGGUGACCGGCUAGAACUGCUCGUGGACAAGACUACAAAUAUGCAAGCAAACACUCAUCGAUUCAGGAAGCAAGCUCGCCGUUUCAGAAACUCUGUAUGGUGGAGAAACGUAAAGCUGAUGUAAGUUCUCUCAUUUUAGAGGCUAUUAAUAGUUUCCUUUAAAAUUACUGGGAUUUAGACAGCCAGAAGUGCAAGGUAGAAGAAAUAGAGGCCUAUAUUAUGAGAACUUGUGUAAAGUUGAUGAUGAUUUCUGAUUGAAUAAGAAUGAAGUAGGAUGGCAAUGAAAGCUGUUUCUUUGGCAUCCGAGAUUAAAUGCUUUGUUUAUCCCCACUAGAUUGCUAGAAAACGCAACAAAAGUCUUACUUUCCUCUGAAUGAGUCACAAUAAUACUAGAACGAGUAGAAUAUCCUGAAUUAAGUGCCUUACUCUAAAUAUUGUUUCACACAUGUCUAUUACUUUUUAACGUCUGGCGUCAUUCAACCUGCAGGAUAUUGUUGAUCCUCCUACUUUUGGUUGUGAUCUAUGUUUUGCUGGCAUUUUUGUGCCACGGGGUCACCUUGCCUUCAUGUAUUAGGUAA
This is a messenger RNA of Spirodela intermedia, 3518 nucleotides long. The record is from the annotation of a GenBank genome assembly. NCBI's taxonomy places the organism in Eukaryota, Viridiplantae, Streptophyta, Magnoliopsida, Alismatales, Araceae.